Molecule: messenger RNA, 2213 nt
Organism: Choloepus didactylus (southern two-toed sloth)
Lineage: Eukaryota; Metazoa; Chordata; Mammalia; Pilosa; Megalonychidae
Product: histone H2B type 2-E
Exons: 1
Coding region: 15-395 (126 amino acids)
Cellular component (GO): nucleosome
Molecular function (GO): protein heterodimerization activity; DNA binding; structural constituent of chromatin
Source: RefSeq, a predicted model, not a curated record
AGUAUUGUGUUACAAUGCCUGAGCCAGCGAAGUCUGCUCCUGCUCCCAAGAAGGGCUCGAAGAAAGCCGUUACCAAGGCUCAGAAAAAGGAUGGCAAGAAGCGUAAGCGCAGCCGGAAGGAGAGCUAUUCCAUCUACGUGUACAAGGUAUUGAAACAGGUUCACCCUGACACCGGUAUUUCUUCGAAGGCUAUGGGCAUCAUGAACUCGUUUGUCAACGACAUUUUCGAACGCAUCGCUGGGGAAGCAUCUCGCCUGGCUCAUUACAACAAGCGCUCGACCAUUACAUCUCGGGAGAUUCAGACCGCCGUGCGCUUGUUGCUGCCGGGCGAGCUGGCCAAGCACGCCGUGUCCGAGGGCACCAAGGCAGUUACCAAGUACACCAGCUCCAAGUGAGUCUUGCCGGGUCGCGGCGGCGCUCACACGAGUUCACCGGUCUUUUUACUCCAAAGGCUCUUUUCAGAGCCACCCACUUAAUCACAAGUAAAGGGCUUUGUUCACUUAACUUUCCCUUUAAAGAUCGAUUUGUUAAAAUAAGUUUAAGAAAAUUAGCAUCCGUAAUCUACAAGAUCUUUAUGAGUUGAGGUUUUCGGCCCGUAGCUGACUGCUUUUGGAUCUAGGACUCGCCUUUAUUACUGUGCUUGUUCUUUCCAAAAGAAAGACCUGUUAGGAUGCUGGGGAUUUGUUCUCUGUUCGCCACCCUUACCCUGAUCUAUAGAGCGUAGGCGACGCUUUGUUGGGGAUGUGCUUUAUCCACGUUGCAAAACGGAGUGAUUUGUGCUGAUCCCAUAAAAAAGAUCCAGGACACAUUAAGAUUCCGGGCCCCGGGAACACUGCGCACCAGCUCUACACAAGAAUUUUCCAGCCACUUUGAGAGCGGCUUACACGUGGGGUCACCAGUGGCCGCCGUGGAAUACCAGCGGGUCUGUACACCUCCCAUAGAGCCCGUGCGGCCGCGUCCCAGCAUUACCCUGAUUGGACCUCAUGACUAUUCAAAAUCCCGCGCCAUCCCCUAAUUUGUAGAAUUCUAUUUUCUCUGCUCACUUAAGGAUUAUAAAACUGUUUUUUUUUUUUUUUUCCACCGGCUUCUGUGGAUCAUUUUGCAUUUAGUGUUCUGCUUGCAACGCUAGGUCCUUAGGUCACUGCAAACCUGGCACUGUUCAUUCAGUUCUGGGCUUAAAAGUCACGUCGCAGAGACCUCCACAGAUUAGCUACUCAGGAAUCCUCGCCUCUCUUGCCCGGGUUUCCUUUCACUCGUGAUUAAACUUUCUCGUAGCAGUUGUCGAAAAUUGUGUAGUUCGUUUGUUGUCUUUAUGGUCUUUAUCCUCUAGUUUGCAGGCUCUUGAGGACCAGAGACCUUGCUGGUCUGUUUCUCAGCGGAAUCUUCAACGUCAGUCAGGGCCAGGCACAUGGUGAAGACUUGGGGAGUGAAUAUUUGUUGAAUUAAUUUCCCCAUCCCACCUUCUUAAUCGUCUUUUUGGAUGAAUGGAUGUAUUUUUUUCCAUUAGCUGUAUCUGAAACCAAGGAGAGAAUGGACGUGUUUUUGGAGCUCCUUCCCCAAGACUCUGCCUCUACUCUGCGGCAGCCGGGAGGGGGCCGUGGUACGAUUCUUUGUGCCAGAGGGGAUGUGGCGCAAUGGUAGGACCUCUCUUUACCCUUCCCAGUUGAGAGUAACCUCUUAACGAAUUUUUAUUAAAUUCAGAGCGUUGGUCACUGGAAAGUGAAAAUAGCCUUUCCCACCUUCUUUUCUGCCUUCAUCCUGAUUUUCUGUUCCUCACUGAGAUAGCUGUUAAUUUACACUAUCUCAUUUGUUUCUCAGAAGACUUAUUUCUGACAGGCAGUACCACAAAUAAAUAUCCCUUUUGUUAAUGACGUUGAGAGAAAUUAAGUGAUUGGUCCAUGGCCAUGAAGCUACUGUUUUGUCUGCUUUUGUAUCCUCAGAUGUGAGGACAAUUGCAUUUUAGUUUUACUUUGUGGAAUUGCAGAAUGUUGAAUUUUUCUGUUGAAGUCAUGAUUUUACUGUUGAAGACACUAAUGGUCUGAACAGUUACUUAAUUCUGCUUUGGGCUAAGGGUUCUUGAGUUGAUAGCAUAGGCUGCAUGAAUCCAAAUGGGCCCAGACAUUAUCACAAACAAUAAAUCUUGAAUUUCAUUCAUGUGUGUUUUCAAAUGUGUGUAGAUGCGAUUGUUAUUAAUAAAGUUACCAAUUAACAAA